Aspergillus terreus NIH2624 is the source of this 1182-nucleotide messenger RNA. RefSeq lists its product as uncharacterized. The transcript has 3 exons. The record is from RefSeq and is a predicted model, not a curated record. Bases 1 to 1182 code for a protein of 393 amino acids. Lineage: Eukaryota; Fungi; Ascomycota; Eurotiomycetes; Eurotiales; Aspergillaceae.
AUGGCCACAGGCCCCAAUCUCAUCAUUGUCUGUGCGGAGAAUAUUGCUCUAUCCCACCUACUUCGCAGUACCCCGGCACCCCCGUCGCGCAAUGAGGCUGAAUUUCUGUCGGCGCUUAAAAGACGCUCUACACUGCCUUUCGACACGGAGCGCAAACUGGUCGGCACACUAGCUUUCGUUGCAUAUAGGAAAGACGAUGUUGAACAUAUCCCAGCUUUAUGUCUAGAAGAGGAUACUGUAUCAGGCUGCUUGAAGGUGAUAUUUGCUGUGAAUAAAGUGAGCUAUAAUGAUGGAGAGGAUGCGAUUUGUCGUAUCCAGCAGGGACUAGAGCAUAUAUUCGCAAUCCUUGCGACCGUUUCUGAGUCGAGUCGCUAUGAAGACAUGGGGAACCAAAUCAUUACCGCUGUUGUUUCCAUGUGCUCGUCCCGCAUACUGUCUCGGUUGCGACUGGGCGUUUCUGCGAGAAACACAACGAAACGCCCCUUUAAGGACACCCUUCGAGAAGCUCUGCUAGCUGUGAAGAUCGUUGGGCAGAAUCUAAGAAACAAGACACUGUUGGAGACUGUACGCAGCUUUACCAUGAGAGCGAGAGAAGCUGAGAAGCUUCUUGACUCGUGGUCCCAAUAUCAGGUUGACACACGUUUAGUAGGAGUUGUGGAAGGCAUUUAUCGACUGCAGCAGGUCGGGGGACUCGCUGAUUUGAUUCACAUGAUUCCAAAUAAGGAUAUGGACCCCUCCUCAAGGCGGAGUUUGUUGAAUAUUGUGAACAAGAUCGCCAGGUAUUGGGAGGUCGCGAGGUUCCUAUACCGUACGGCGAAGAAAUUUCCGUCGGCUCGAGCAAUGAGAACAGCCCCUGUUCGCCUUCCCAAAGAGUCGUUUUCUAUCCCUGUUCCCAAUGAAUAUGCUCCUGAUUUGCGGGCAAAGAUCGCCGAAACUGCUCCGAGAGGCAGUCAACAGAAGCUCCUCGAAGAAAUUUGCGCAAUAUUGAAGAUCAGUCAGCAAGACGCUAUCAACAAGUUGGAGGCUCCCUUUGCUACCCCAACUAGCCGAGUUGGAGCAAAGGCUUUGCAACGCUCUAGAGGAGCAUUGGCAAGAAACGUGUGGAUCACUUCUGUCCACUCGCCGGGGGUCCAUCUACCCAGAUCCGAACGAGAGUACCUUGUUUACGCUUCCAUUAUCUAG